Messenger RNA from Paramuricea clavata, 8042 nucleotides. The record is from the annotation of a GenBank genome assembly. Lineage: Eukaryota; Metazoa; Cnidaria; Anthozoa; Malacalcyonacea; Plexauridae.
UGGUGCCCCAGAAACCCCAGCGGGCAGUGUGCCAAAAUGGCGUCCUCGACACGUACGUACAAUUUGUUGUUAUUUUUUAAUCGUCCAAAACAACAAAUAUUUUAGUUUGAAUACCUAGAAAAUCUUCUUAAUUCUUAAUCUUGUCAUAAAUUAACUAUGGAUGGAGGAUAUAACAGCGAGGAGUUCUGCAAAGGUCAGUAAAAACGCUUGCAAAUCGACGCUUCGGAAUUCGAAUCAUUGUACCUUUAAAGAUCGUGUAAACACGCAUUUGGAAUACGAACAUUUCAACAUUUGUGCUGAGCUUUUCUCGAAUUUCAAUUGCCUCAAGCUUACUGUAGUGUUUUACAUAGAAAAGCUGCAUCUUGGAUGGCUUUUGCAUGAUUUUAAAAGUGUUUUAUGAGUGUUUUGGUGAUUUAUUUUGACAGGAAAAUCCGAGAGCAAAUUGAAUUACAAACGGGGAAAACCUCCGGAUAAACGACGCCAUCAGCUGGAAAUGAGUCACUACACAGAAUUAAUUCAAAAGAAGGAAGCUUUGUUCGUAUCCUUUGCGUCAUAUUUGUACAGAUAUAUUAGUUCUGUACUGUGUAAUGUAAUUUCUGGGCGACGAUUUUGCAUUUUUCAUAUUUUUUUACAGCGUGUCAUGACUAAUUAUAGUUGGUGUUUAAUUUGAUUUCCCAUGGUGAUUUAUUGUUUUUAAGAUCAUAAUAAUGUUUGAUAAGGUUAUCAAUGUCAUCAUGGUAGGUAGAUAGAGUUUUGAAUUCUUGAAUUGCUUAGCAGCUUUGAAUGCAACCAGGGGUUAUUGAACUUUUUAGUCGAAGUCAAAAAUUUGAUGUUUUGACUUUGAUUUAAAGAAUAAUAUAUUAUGGUUUUAUAAACUGAUAACUUGGUUAGUGAUACGAUCUGUUUGAAAAAACUAGAAUUAGUUGGAAAAUGAAAACUGUCUAUGACCUUCAUAGAUUUUGGAUGUCAAUUUCUGCCAUCUUGGCUUCAAUAAAGGUCCAUUUCCUCUCAAGCAAAUUUUCCACGGACAGAGAACAUUUUUUGAAAAUAUCAUUGUUAAAAGUUGAAAUUUUCAGCUUCAAAAUUUUUUUCCAAAGGAAAAUUUGUGUCGGCUGAUCACAUUUUACAAAUUUUCACUCCCGCGGAAAAUUUUCUUGGCCAGGCGAUUGUGCUAUUCUUGAAGCUUGAUGACUGCAUUUCUUGCGUUUUCUGAAGCAAAUUUGUAAAAGAAUUGCACUAACAUUUCUGACAAAAUUUCGCUAUUUUGCCAAGGCAAUCCUUUAAAUUGAAAGGGCACCUUUUCCCCCCUUACCCCUCCUGGUAAAGGGCAACUGGGGUGGCUGCCCCUCUUGCCCCCCAGUUCCGGCGGCCCUGGACGUCAUAAUGUCAGUCGACCGAAGGUUUGACUUUUUAACGAUAAUUUCCAGCGUAACGUGUUACUACAACCAAAGUUUGUUAAAACUGUUCGUGGCAAAAUAUUGCAUUAAAACGCGACGUGUAUCAACGCACAAUGUAUGUAAUUUUGAAUGUGCAUAUUUUCUCAACAAUUGGUUUAAUUUACACAAUCAGAAAUACAGAUAUUUUACUGAUUCCGAUUGUCUACCGAUAAGGCAAAAAUCAGCCUGAUGCUGAUACCAAUUAUUGGUCCGUCACUACUUGGCUUCUCUUUAUUGUACUUCAGAUAUAAGAGCUUAUACUGGGUCUAACCCCGAUUUCAUAAUGAAAACAUUAUCAUGACAAAAAGCGCUGUCCGAAAACCAAAUUGGUGUCUAAAAGACCAGUACAUGGGCAGCUGGUUUGCUAAAAUGAUAUUGCUUAACUUAUUCAAAAGAAAUCUUUAUAUGGUCCGAAAUCAAGAAAAUCCACGUCAUCUGUCCAUGGCAGUCGUGAUGAGCUGUUGGCAAAACUUCGGGUUUUGAAAAAUGAGAAAGAAGAGAAAUUGAAGCAGAAACAAGUGAUCGAUGCUGAGAUAAAGACUUUGAACCAACAAGUUGUCAAGAAAGUAAGUUGGAUCUUCUUGAGUGUGGAUUUCACAGGGUUUCAAUGGUUGAUCAAAAUCAAAAUGGCGGCGAGUAGUGUUGCGUUUGCCGAAUAUGCAUGUGUAUUCGCCUAAUAUUGAAAGCUGAUUGCCUUUCCUGUGGACAUCCAGGACACCACGCCAGGCUUCUUUGUUGUAACGUACUGUAUCUAAAAGAUUAUAGUAACUCAGUGAUGCAAAUAUUAUAUAAAAAAAUAUUUUGCAUCGUGUGUUUUCUUUUGCAGAAUGAGACAUGCAUGAAGCUACAGGCGAAUGUGAAAUACAAAGAUGAACAAAGAACUAACAAUGCAAUCAAGUAUGUAUGUUAUCAAAGUAUUGUGCAUUAGGGCACAAUAGGGCAACUUAAUUAUUAUAUUUGAAAUUGAACCUCUUUUAUAUCUCACUAGAAAUUUGGAGAGACAUUUGAAUACACAUCAGCUAAAGCUUAGUGAAGAGAAGAAAUUAGUGAGUGAAAUUGAUGCUUUGAAAAGAUCAAAGAAAACAUUGAAGUGAGUGUUCCUAUGAGAUGAGUAUAAGACUUUUCUAACAAUCACAAAGAUAUCGAUGAAUAUUUCUAAUUGCAUAGUUUGGAAAGGGGCGCCGCCCUAUCUUCUCUUUUUAAAUUUGCCCCUGCCCCCUUUUUACCAAUAUCCCUCUUUUUCAAAACUUCCCCCCCCCCACUCCCCCCUUUAUGACAACCUUUUGAAAGAGCAACAUUUCACAGGUUAAUUUAAGGCUUGCAAAUGGCAUGGAAUUAUUAAUGCUUAUUGUAUGUAUUAUCCAAAUCCCCCCUGAAAUUUGGUAGUUGAUUUUAUCCACUUUGAAAAGACAUCUUACUCAGCAAUCUUCACACCCCCCUCUUUUAACCAACCCACCUCUUUUCACCAACCCACCUCUUUUCACCAACCCACCUCUUUUCAGUAACCCCCCACAUUAUUACACAAAGUUUUCCAUUCGCCCCCUUUUGAGUUGGUUUACCCCCCCCCAUGCCCCCUUGAUGAAGGGGAAGAGAACUAUGAAUUGUAUAUAUGUAAGGUCUACUUCAAUAUUGUUCUUUUUCUGUAGUGAAUAUUUAAGUGCGAAACAAGAGGUUGAUCAGUUAAGACAACGACAAAGUAGAUUACGAAAUGAGAGGGAUGUAAGUAUGGCAAAAUAUUGUGAAUUAAAUUUCUUAGUUUGCUAUAUGUUCAUAAUCUUAAUAUGCCUCAUUGUGAAACUCGUUCAUAAUUCAUGAAUAAAAUACAAAAGAAAUCAUGAGCGUGAAGGAGUGUGUAUAUCUGAUACAAAAUCAUGCUGAUUCACAUAAACUUUAAGUUCAAUUUUCUCACAAAAUAUUAUUCAUUUAUUUUAUAUUGUUGAAGAAUACGAAUAUUCUCAUCAAGACGUUUCACAAGCCAUUUACAACAUUCUUGUCCGUGUUGUAAACAAAGUUUAUUUAGUAAUUUCUUAUUAAAUCCAUAAAUGUUUUCCAGAUUUUGAUUCGGGAAACUCAUGACAUCAAAGCGAGGGAAAAUGACGUGAAAGUAUCCCUUGAUUCGUUGAAAGAAGAAAAUAUGGAGAAAGGCAGUGAAGAAACGAAACCUGUCAUUGACAGGGAGGUUUUGAAGAAAGGUAACCAACAAUGUUUUGAAAAUGUUUAGAGGUUGUCAAGUCUGUAACAAGUCGUGAUAUUUCAAAUUUUUUCGAUAUCUUGUAAAAUUUGAUAGGUGGUUUUUUCAGUGUUAUAUUAAAUUGCUGUAGACUUUGAUUUUGUUCCAGUAAACGGAAUUUUACGUAUUAAUAUUUUUUAUUUCACUGCAUCUUUCCCCAGAAAUUGAUAGUUUAUACGAGCAACGUCGUGAACUUCAUGAAUGUCACAAACAAGCGCUAGCAAAUUAUCGCGAAGAGCAGAAACAGAUUGAAAAAGAAAGGCAACAGAUGAAAGCAGAACAGAGACGAAAUGAGACAAGGUUGACGAAAAUCACAGCUGAGAGAGCAAGGUUAGCUAGAUCGUGUUAAUAAUAUCGUUGUUCUGUGUUUGAAUAUUUACUAGACCAUAGGCUUAGUAAAAAAUAUUUUAAUAAUUACGUUUCGGAGACUAUAACUUAUUUACUCCAUCUUCAGGUUAAAAGUGAGAUUUUGUCUAAAUUUAUAAGUGUUUUUAACAAACUCAUGAGGGAAGUAAAUUCAUGAGGGAAAUACAAAAGAAAUGAAUGUUUAAUCAAUGUUUGUAAAUCGGAUAAAGAUUUGUCCUGAUUUACAUAAACUUCAGCUUUGAUUUUUUCCGCUUAGACAAUGUUUAUUUUUAAAAUUACUUCGCCAAUAAACUCAUAAGAUGGGUCGUUUUUUAAGCAUCCGAUCCGAUAUAUCAGAUAAAGAUCGGAUGCUCAUGUUUUAACUUACUAGUACUUAAAGUUGUUUUUUUAUAUCUUUAGUCACUUUUAACUUGAAGAUGGAGUUAUACUGCGAAACGUAGUUAUUAAAUUUUGUUUUUACUAAGCCUAUGGUCUAAUUAUUCAAACACAGAAUUACUAAAAUGCGGCUUAGAGAAAGUUCCGUCAUACAAGAAUAUCGUUGUUGUUGUUAACACUCGUGCGACUGAAAAAUAUGUCGAGGAUUUUUAUGCUUUAAUUCUUUUGGAGAGUUACUGCAGUAUAAGCGACAUGAGGAUUUUGGGUGUCUUCCUCGACAAAAUUAAAUUUUCUAAGUGGAAAUUCUGAGUGUAUAUUUUUAUUCAAUCACUGAGAAAUUAUUUUGUGAAUAUGCAAUAGUGCUCAUAGAUGUUAGUGUGUUUCAAUUUGUGCAAUUUUAUCUUGCUAGACAAGACAAACGACACAUGCCGACACACAAACCUCAUGAAGGAGAAAAUGUGUCUGUCUGUGUUUGUCUUAUUCAAUAUUUGGAACCGUUGAUUGUGCAAUGUUCAUGUGACGAUGAAGUUGAUGGAAGGAAGUCUCCAAGAUAUCUUGACGGUAAGUUGGAAAUGGUACUGAGGUUUAAAUGUGUGGUGUGGUUAAUAAGUUAACUAUGAGCAAAUUAACAUCAUCAUUAUCAUCAUGAUCAUCGUGAUUAUCGUGAUCAUCAUCGUCGUGAUCAUCAUUAUCGGCAUCAUCAUUAUCACGCCAUCGUGCAUCAUCAUCACCAUUCUUUUCAUUUUUUACUGGGCGACUAUGAAACACUGUGUUUUACUUUGUAGUACCAAAAUGUGACGCAAUUAUACCAGAAGAAGGAUCAUUCGCAAUGAAGCCCGAUGAUAAUCUUGGUGGACUGUUCGUUCCAUCAAACCGCAGGAUGACCAGAAAGGGAAGUAGAAAAGGACGGAAAUCUAAAGAUUUUUCACAGGUAAAACUAGAUUCUAGAAUUGUAUAAAUAUUCAUAGAAAUGUUGGGUAGUAUUGGAAAUAUUGGUCAUAUAAUAAUAUAAUGUUCACAUUGUAUAUCAAUAAUAAAAAUGUUCAUUUUUAAAUAAUUAUCAUACUUUCAAUAUAAUGCAUAUGUAUUUUUUUCCAGAAACUUGUUUUGCAUCCUCAUGUAUUUGAGCAGUUCCUCAAAUUAAAUCUUGAGCCGCCAUCGACUUAUGCUGAUAUCAUCGGAAUUUUGGAGAAACUUAGAGAGAAAAAGGUAUGUUUCAAGCAGCUAUUUCCCGCCACUAACCAAGAUAUGAUAAAAAUGCGAUUUUUAUCAGAUUUCCUCUCAGUCAUCAGUCAAUUAGCAUUUCUCACGCCUCCAUUUUUGGGUGGCAUUUCAGCCGAAAUCUGCGAGAUAAGUCGACAUAACAGCGACUUUUUAUAAUUUUUUGGACGAAUGAUGGUAAAUUUGCUUUAUAAAUGAUUAGUUUAUUUUGAAAAAUUGCUUUUCACAUUGUUUUUAAUUGUCCGCAUUGCUGAACGAGAAUUAGAUGCCACCCAAAAAUGGCGGAUAUUCGUCAUCGUGAGAAAGGCUAAUUAUCUUAUUCGUGUUUUUGUUCAUUUUCCCGACUGAUUUGAAUCUCUAGGAUUUUUCAGAGAAACCUCCAGAUAACCUUUUCUUUUUCUAGGAUUUCUACGAGAGAGAAUCGAGUAAAUCCAAUCAACCGCCGCUUGCGGUAAAUUCAGAAAAUUUGACCUCAAAAGCAACUGAGAAAAAAGAUGUCCGGCUCGACGAUGGUCUGCCUUCUCAAAAUAUCAGAGAGCAAACUGCUAACGAAGCGACAAAAGUGCAGGACGGUAUGGAGGAUAGUAAACAUGGAAUCGUUGAAGUCGAGCACGAAAUUGCAAAGAUCGAGCACGAAGUGGAUGAAGUUCAACACCAAGCUGUGAAGGACGAGCACGAAACAGAACAAACUAAGCAAACCGAACCCGAAGUCGACCAACCUCUGCACGAAGCGGAGCAAGCUGAACACGAAACGGAGCAAACUGAGCACGAUUCUGACCAAACUCAGCACGAAAGUGAGCACGCUGAGCACGAAAAUGAACUGAAAGAACACGAAGUGAUCAAGAAUUUGGACGAGAAGGAGAAACUCGUGCACAAAGAUGUUGACGACAAAGAGAUGGAUGUUUUCAAGAAUGAACGAAGUUGUUGUAAAGGUGAAGAAAUUGCUGCAGAGAAUAUGCUAAAUAAGACAGAAGGGAAAGAAAUUAAUGAACUCUCGUGUAAUGAAGACAGUAAUAAAGACGUACUGAACAGUUUAAAACGUUCUUCAAUCAUCACAGAUACUUUGGAGAAAGGCAUGGACAGUAUUCAUAUCAAGGAAUCUUCACCGGAAAUUCAAGUCCGUGUCACGUGACACACCAAUGACAUUUUGGAUAAUUUAAUGUCGAAGCUGCAGGGUCGGCUUUUAACUGGAAUUUAUGCUACCAAAUCUCAUUUGCAUUAGGCCAAAAAAAUGUGGGUUUCCUAUUUCUUCUUAUAAAAACUUAGGUAGGGUAGGUCGGUUUUAACUUUUUUUUAAAACUUUUUUAAAGACAACCGGACGCCAUUUUGUUUAGUCAGUGCUUCCACAUCCAAAGAUAAAUUUCUCUAAUAUUUCCUCAAAUUUCAAUUUUCCACAAAUGUUUUCCUUUAAGUGGAAACACUUACAAGCAUGAUGCAAUAAAAAAGUUUAGGGUCGGGAUUUCGACGUCCAAAAGCUAGGUAGGGUCGGGAAACCGGAAACCCACAUAUUUUUUUUUGCCUUAUGAGAAAAUCUUAUUGUUUUUUCUCAUUAUGCAAAUGACUUAGGGCUCGAAUUAACGCGGCCUACAAAUGACAGAUCGUCAUGCGAAAAAGCAAUUUUGAAAUCCAUUGUAGGCCAGAAAAAAUUCUUAAUUCGCACCCUGAUUUACCUAGGGUGGCGAGUAGUAAUUCGCACCCUGAUUUACCUAGGGUAGGUUCUUUGGAAUUAGUUUUAGUCUUUGUAGAAUAUAUAGUCGAGUAUAUAAAGUUUUUUAUUUGUGCUUUCUAAAAGAGGCUGUGCCACUUUUGCGAAAUAAGCUGUUUGUGUUCUUUUUUAUACAGUUGAGUUCAUUUCUAUGAUUUAGUUUUUUACACUCGAACGAAAUCAUCAAUGUCGGAGUUUUUAAUGGAGAAUACAGCUAUUGGUUUAAAUAAGGUCAUAUCAUUAUAUGUCGUACAACAAAUGUAAUAGUAUAGCCGUGGCUGGAGCCAGCGGAUGUGGUGCAGAGCACUGUGAGAAUGAAAUAUUUACGAAUUGUAUUAUGUAAAAGGCAGUUUGUAAGGUGCAAUAAACUGAAUAAACUGUAAUUUUGAAUUUUUCAUUUUGUCCGUCUUCGGCAUAACCAUUCAACUUGGAUGUUUAUACCGUUGAACGUCUUGCAUGCUGUUGAAUGUCUUCAACUUGGAUAGUUAUGCCGUUGAAUGUCUUCGGCAUAACCAUUCAACUAGGAAGACAGUUGAAUGUCUUCGGCAUAUAAUUGAGCGGUUCAGAUUUGACUUCCACUACCACUCACUGGCUCAGUACCCAUCUGAUUGGUUAAUUGGGCAGGUUAAAUGCAUCUGAUUGGUUAAUUGUUGUGGUGGUGAAAUCUGCACCAUUCUAAUGGAGAAACUGAUGUUGAUGAAGAGCGAAG